This is a messenger RNA of Vigna angularis (adzuki bean), 1290 nucleotides long. RefSeq lists its product as uncharacterized. The transcript has a single exon. NCBI's taxonomy places the organism in Eukaryota, Viridiplantae, Streptophyta, Magnoliopsida, Fabales, Fabaceae. The coding region runs from base 1 to 1290 and encodes 429 amino acids. The record is from RefSeq and is a predicted model, not a curated record.
AUGGUGAAGUUGAUGGUGACUUUGAAGAGGUGCAUGAGGGUCAAUGGUGAUGUUGUUCAAGUAAAUAGUGUAGUUGAUGAUGACUUAGAAGAGGUGCAUGAGGAUGAAGAACAUAAAGAUGAUGUUGUUGAAGUUGAUGUUGUAGGUGAUGGUGACUUACAAGAGGUGUAUGAGGGUCAAGAAGCUGGUGAUGGUGUUCAAGUAGAGGUUGAAGUUGACGGUCACGUAGAAGAGUUGCAUCAGGUUGAAGAAGAGCAAGACUUGAAUGUGUGUGAAGGAUUUGUGGAGGAUGAAGUUAGUCUUUCUAGUUGGAGUUCGUCUACUGAUGAAGGUGAUGUACAUGGAAAUAAUGAGUGCUUAGAGGGACUAGUAGAUGUGAGUGUUGAAUGUGAUAUAGACAGUGAUGUAGAUGGUAAUGCGGAAGUAGAAGUACAAGUAGAAAGUAUUGAUGAAAUUGAUGAAAGUGAUGAUGUGAGUGUUGAUAAUGGUGAUCAUGAUGAUAGAGGUUUGUCAGAUGAGGAUUGGAAAUCUGAGGAAUUACUUAGUGGAUGUGAUAGUGAUGAAGAGGAUAAUGACAUUGAAGGUUAUGGGAGGUUUGGUACUUUUUCUAUGCCAAAAAUUAUGGUAGACUUUACAUGGGAAGUAGGGACUUUUUUUGCAGAAAAGCAAGAUAUUUUAGAUGUUGUAAAAGGGUAUGCAUUGGAAAAUAGGAGGAAUAUAAAGUCUGUAAAAAAUGACAAAAGAAGAUUGAGGCUGAAGUGCUUUGGUGCAAAAGGAGAAUGCCCAUGGACCAUAUACUUUGGUUAUAUGGAGGCUGUAAAAUCAUGGCAGUUGAGAACUAAAACAAACAUUCAUACAUGCAGCAGGGAGUUCAACCUGAAGCUACUUGAUGCCAAGUGGUUGAGCAAAAAGUUACUGACAACAGUAAGGGAAAAUUCUAAAAUGAAGGGUGUAGAAAUUCGUGAAAUAGUUCAAAGGAAUUGGAACAUUGGUAUAUCUAGGUGUAUGGCUUAUAGAGCCAAAGCUAUUGCUUGUGAUGACAUUGAUGAGUCUUUUAAUGAACAAUAUAAGAGGAUAUAUGAUUAUGCGCAUGAGGUGUUGGGAAGAAAUCCAGGAUCUACAGUUAAGGUGGAGGUUGAGAAUAAUAAAGAUGAGGUUAUUUUUAAGAGAUUUUACUGUUGUCUGAAGGCAUGCAAAGAUAGGUUUGUGUGUUGUAGGUCAAUAAUUGGAUUAGAUGGAGCCUUUUUGAAAGGGAAGUACGGUGGUGAGCUGUUAACAGCUACUGGGUGA